Molecule: messenger RNA, 4415 nt
Organism: Priapulus caudatus
Lineage: Eukaryota; Metazoa; Priapulida; Priapulimorpha; Priapulimorphida; Priapulidae
Product: amyloid beta A4 protein-like
Exons: 14
Coding region: 99-2225 (708 amino acids)
Biological process (GO): axonogenesis; central nervous system development
Cellular component (GO): membrane
Molecular function (GO): transition metal ion binding; heparin binding
Source: RefSeq, a predicted model, not a curated record
CCUCUCCGAAGGCUGUACGUGAGUGAGAGCUAGAAGAUCAAACACCUACCGAGGAGACAGAAAUCUAUCAUUUGAAAACUGUUUCUUUACAGACAGCAAUGAAUUUGAGUGUUGGCGUGUUGCUGGGACUGUGUCUCUGUACACGGGUCAUCGGCGUCUACUUAGAGGACGAGAGCGCCACCGAUCCUCAUUGUAUAACCGAAGCGUGCAAAAACAAGGCGCUUGCCGCAAAGCUGGAUGGCUUAAAUUCACACCUGGAGCCGAAGAUCGCGAUGCAGUGCGACUUUGUGAACAUGCACCUGGACACGACAUCGGGCGAGUGGAUACCGGACAAGAACAACAAGUCGGACUGCCUCACCGAGAAAAUGGACAUCCUCGAGUAUUGCAGAAAGGUUUACCCAAACAUUGACAUCACGAACGUCGUAGAGGCGGCCGACUCUGUCAAGAUCAGCAACUGGUGCAAGGGCGAGCACAAGCUGUGCAAGUGGCAUCAUGUGGUCAAGCCGUACCGGUGCCUGGUCGGACCGUUCCAGAGCGACCCGCUGCUCGUGCCCGAGCACUGCCUCUUCGACCACGUGCACAACGCGGCGCGCUGCUGGACGUUCGACCGCUGGAACGCGACGGCCGACGAGUCGUGCAGCAACCGCGCCAUGCGGCUGAGCAGCUUCGCCAUGCUGCUGCCCUGCGGCAUCGACAUGUUCAGCGGCGUCGAGUUCGUCUGUUGCCCCGGCAACGACGACGCAGCCGUACCGACGUCUGCGAGUCCCGGCGUGCGAGACACUGACCGCUACUUCUUCCACGUCAGUCAGGAGGAGGAGCACGAGGAAUUCCGUGCUGCACUGCAGCGCGUCGAGGAGAAGCACAGGUCAAAGGUCACCAAGGUGAUGAAGGAAUGGGCCGAGCUUGAAGAUCGUUACCAGGAUAUGAAGAAGAACGACCCUAAUGCGGCCGAGACGUUCAAGAAAGAAAUGACGACCAGGUUCCAGAAGACGGUGGAGGCGUUAGAGGACGAGGGUCAGGCGGAGAAGCGGCAGGUCGUUGCCGUGCAUCAGCAGCGCGUCGAGGCGCGCAUCAACGACAACAAGCGCGUCGCCAUGGAAACCUACCGACAGGCGCUGGUGCAGAUACCGCCCCAGGCGCACAAGAUACUGAAGGCACUUCAGAAGUACAUGCGAGCCGAGGAGAAGGAUCGCACGCACUCGGUCAACCAUUUCAAGCAUCUGAAACGCACGGAUCCAGAGACGGCGCAGCAACUACAGUCCUCCGUACAGGCACAUCUGGUGAAGAUUGAAGAGAGGAUCAACCAGAGCGUGGCCAUGCUGCAGAAACUACCCGAGAUUGCCCGAAAGAUUGCACCUCAAGUUGAAUCACUCGUUGAAGACUUCAAGUAUACAGAGGUGGAUGUGAAGUUUGCAGAUGGUAGCGUCUGGGUGCCGGCAGACGUCUCUCUUGUCGAAAGUACAGAAUGUAAGGAAGUCGUAGAGGAGGAUAUUGCUAGUGACGAUUCCAGUGAGAGCGAUGAUGAUGAUACCACGAUUCAAACAACCACAGCUGAUGACAGCAAUGAUGCUAUAGACAGUGAAGACCACGUAAAGAAAGAUGCAGAUGAUGCAGAUGCAGAUGCAGAUGAUGAUGAUGAUGAUAAUGAUGAUGAUGACGAUGUCGAUGAUGACGAUGAUGAUGAUGAUGAUGACGUCUACUACGAUGAAGCUGAAGAUGAAGAUGAAAAUCAGGAUAUCACUACUGGUAAUCGCUACGAUGAAGAUGAUGAUGAUUACGAGGAUGAGGAGGAUGCCGUGACGACAACCGAAGCCAGCGAGAAGCCGGAGAUAGAGCUUCACGUGGAGGAGACCAUCGUCGAGAUUGCGAAGAAGGAGAAAGAAGCCGUGAAGGAAGCCAUAGUGCACGCGAACGAGGUGGUGCAGAUGGCCCACCACAGCAACGACCUGUUUGAUGUGGAGCAGUCGUUCAUGGAGGAGGAGGCAGCGAGCCACACGAAGCCGCACACCAACAGCUUCUACUUCCUCGCGUCACUUGGCGGCAUCGCCGUGCUCACGGCCGUCGUCGUCGGCGCGCUCGUCGCCAGGCGGCACCAGCAGCAGCAGCCGCAGCGCUUCGCGCCCGUCGAGACGCGCGACGUGCCAGAGGAGCGGCACGUCGUCAGCAUGCAGAACAGCGGCUACGAGAACCCGACCUACAAGUACUUCGAGAGCUACUCGAGUUAAGCGCGAACGCGACCACCGGGCGCAGCGUGCCGGAGAGCACCCUCUGCGUUUCCAUCCUUGCGCGUUUGCGCCCGAAGUCGCCGCGGACCGAGGAGAUGCGAAAUUUUCGCCGAAUGCGUUCGGCGUUCUUGCAGCGCAGCGCCCCCUACAUUUGUUUCCUUCGUUAAUAUUUGCAGCCACGGUCGCCGCCGGCCGAGCAGAUGUGAAUUCGGCCCCGAAUUCGUUCGGCGCUCCCGUGGCAGAGCAGCGCCCCUGUUUGUUUCCCGCGCACGUUUGCAUCACGGUUGCCACGAUCGAGUGACGUAAUUACCUUCGGCCCGGGUUCGUGCCCUCGUCAGUACCACGUUGACUGCGAAUUAGGAGAGGCAUGGCUAAAUUUACCCCCCCCCCAGUGCACACGUGUUGUAAAAUGUAGGCGUGUAAUUUUUCUGCACAUCACUUAUUGUUGUACUGUUAUCAUUGAAAUUUCUUCACUGAAGUGUGCGUAAGAAGGUGUGUGACGUAGAGUUUUAUACACAAACCACCCAUUCGUGCGAUUUUAAGGUCGUCAGCAGUGAGCAGUGUAAUUGCGGGGGAAGCGUCGAUGGAAAAAAGCUCACGUAGUCAAGUUGUCAUGCGGGAAACCAGCAUGCAUGUAAUUAAUAUACCAAAGUAAAAGUCGGUGUUCACGAUUACAGUAAUAUGGUACUCUUGCUUGUACGUGUCUCUUAUGUACACUUAUAGGUGUUUUAGUUUUUUUGUCCUGGCAGUUUACGAAGAGAGAGCUCCGAUUUGAUGUCGUUAUUCAUUCAGCUCGUGUGAUGCCCGUGCUAGUGAGUUCACGAUUGUAAUAGAACAUUUCGUCACUAGGGGGAGGCACAAGUGCUAACCAGGCACGUGUAGUCGGCUGUUGUUUUCUAGUUUUCCAUUGAAAAGAUUUUCUACAGAUUCCUCACCGUGUUAUAUCGUGUCUUGUAGAUGUGUCGUAUCACUUAAUCAAUGUAGCAACGGGAAGCACAACAGCUGAGCUUGAGAGCCGGCUGGUUCUUCUAUUCGCGUGUGUAAGCAAAAUCAAAAUGUAUGAGUAUAUUAACAGGCGUAUGGCACUAUUUGACAAGCGUAUAGAGAUUGUGUCUUGGCGCCGGGGACAUUGGGGUUCUAAGCUGUUCCUGUUACUACAGUAACUUUUCAUGUUGGCAAGUGUAGGAAAAAUUACCUUCCUACGAUUGUUGAGAAAUUGUAUUGUAGUGCGUUUUAAAGCGUUUAAGCGUGCAAACGUGUAUUACGCGUCUUGGCGUGUCUUGAGCGUUUUUAGCGUUUUGGAUAUUGUAGAACGUGUUUGGUGAACAAUUGGCAUACACAAUGUACUCCCAUUACCCGAUCGUCUGGGUGUUAAGAUCAGUUAAAUAUUAUAGUAGUAUUUUCCUUCGCUUUUCAAAGGACAAUCUGUCUAUAAAGAUUGCGUAUGCUUGCUAUCAACUAGACGCACAGGCAGCAGUAUUAGCAAGUAUUUCAAUGUCAGGCUGUAAGUUCAUCGAGUGGCAACUUGUAGGUGAAAUUAUACACCAUCGUGUAUAUGUUUAUAUUUUUUGUAAAAUAAUAAUAAUAAUAAUAAUAGCUUAGAGUGCGGUUUUUCAAAGUCAUUGAGGGAUUUCAAGUGAGGAGAUCCCGUCCUCGUUUGAAAGCUUUCUGUGCUUAGUGAAUGAGUGAUUGUAAAUACCAGACUAUGUGAUUGCGCAACUAGUUGAAGUACUAGGUUAAUUAGAUUAUCAUUAGUUACCCUUAUUUAAUUGCAAGAUUGCGUCGUUGGUGAGAGAUCUGCGCGUGGUUACGUGCGAGUCGCGCUGUACAAGCGGUAGUGUGUUGCAGACGGAGAGAUGAUGGUAAGGAUUAUUUGAUGCGGUUGUUGCUGACUGUCAUCUAAAGCGGAACAGUUGUAAGCUUGCGUAGACCUGAUUAAUAUAGUUAUUAAUAUAUUGCUGCACUACUGGAGCCAUCUGCAGCUGUCGGUGGUACAACACAAUCAUGCAGAUGCAUGUUGAAGUGUUAAUAUUUUAGUUACCGGACUGAGUGUCAGGUACUCGAAGCAAAAUUUAACCCGCGCUCUUCGCUUGCUGUUUCUUUCACGCCAAAAAGUUGAACGGAAUUAUUAUGUUAUGAAAAUAUUAUACUGAUCGUGUUGUAAUAAAUCUGCUUUGUAUGUAAACAUAA